AUGCCGUCCAACGAAAGCAUCGCAUCUAUCGUGAAACAGAUUCCCUACAAAGUCCUCAUUCUCGGAGGUUCAUAUGCGGGACUUGGAGCAGCUCUUAAUUUGCAAGAUCUCUGCAGUGGACGAAAGGCCCGAUUCGCCGCCCAAGCUCCCGACACGAGCAGGUUCGGCAAGAUCCCAGUUGAAAUCACGGUCGUGGAUGAGAAAGAUGGAUAUUUCCAUCUGAUAUCUACGCCCCUUGCUCAUGCUUCAAGUGAAUUUGCACCAAGAGCUUGGACAAAGUUCCGAGACCUUCCAGCCUUGAAGAACAUCCGAUUCAUUCAAGGCACUGCCGAGAACGUGGACUGUUCCAAGAGACACGCUGUGAUUCUGGACGCAGAGACAAAAUCACCUGUUACUCUGGAGUACGACUACCUCGUUGCAGCAACGGGCCUUCGUCGAGUGUGGCCUGUUGUUCCCCAAGCCAAGUCCAGAGAAUCGUACCUCUCCGAGGCUGCAGAGCAUAUCGAAGCGGUGAGAAAGGCCAAGAAUGGCGUAGCUGUAAUCGGAGGAGGAGCGGUUGGUAUCGAGAUGGCUGCCGAGAUCAAAUUGGUCAUGCCCGAUCAGAAAGUCACCUUGAUCCAUUCCAGAGACAAACUUUGCUCCUCCGAACCGCUCCCAGACGAGUUCAAAGAUAGAUGUCUCGCCACUCUUCACGAGGCCGGAGUCGAGACCAUUAUGGGUCAACGUGUUUUGGGCGUCGAGACAUUUCAGUCAGAAGAAGGCGAUGCCAUUUCUGAGUUAACAUUGGCAGAUAACUCGACACUCCGUGCUGGUUAUGUGAUUCAUGCCAUCUCAAGAAGUAUACCUUCGACGACAUAUCUACCAGCGUCAGCCCGGGACAAUGAAGGCUACGUUAAAGUCACCCCGAGACUGCAUCUCACGUCUGACAUGCCCAACGCGCUCAACCACUUCGCCAUCGGAGACAUUGCGAAGUGGUCAGGGAUUAAACGCUGCGGUGCAGCAAUGCACAUGGGACAAUAUGCUGCACAGAACAUUCAUCAAUUGAUGCUGGUCGAGCAAGAGGGGAUCAAGCCCGAGUUUCUAGAGCUCCAGGAAAUUCCGCCCAUGAUUGGUAUUGCCAUCGGCAAGCAAGCUGUCGCAUACUGGCCUGCUGAUGGGGUCACCUACGGAGAAAGCGUCCAGGAGAUGUGCUUUGGCAAUGAUCUGGGCUACACUAUCUGUUGGAACCAUAUGCAACUUGGUGACGAGUGCCCUUCGUAA
Molecule: messenger RNA, 1260 nt
Organism: Exophiala spinifera
Lineage: Eukaryota; Fungi; Ascomycota; Eurotiomycetes; Chaetothyriales; Herpotrichiellaceae
Exons: 5
Coding region: 1-1260 (419 amino acids)
Cellular component (GO): cytoplasm
Molecular function (GO): flavin adenine dinucleotide binding; electron-transferring-flavoprotein dehydrogenase activity
Source: RefSeq, a predicted model, not a curated record